Molecule: messenger RNA, 1460 nt
Organism: Chrysemys picta bellii (western painted turtle)
Lineage: Eukaryota; Metazoa; Chordata; Testudines; Emydidae
Source: RefSeq, a predicted model, not a curated record
GGACUUUCCGGAAUCCAGAGCAACUGCAUCAACAAAGAGCCCUGGGUAGAAUCCCGUCCCUCUCAGAAGCUGCUGCCGCCGCCGCCUCGGGAUGCAGAGAGGAGGGGGCUGCUACUGACCCUCUGCAACGUACCUGUCGGGGUUGGUGUGAGGUCCAACUCUACACGGCUUUUGGCUUUUCUCACUCCAUCUCUACAUGCUCUGACCUCAAUAAGUAAAAGAAGUGAGCAUAAGAAACAUCUACAUUUUCUACUGUAGUGAACUGUCACACACAACCAACCAUGCCUGGAGAAGGAAAAACUGACAUGGAGAGGAUUGGCCUCUUCAGUGAAAUGGAGUAUGUUACCAUUGGAGAUAAAUAUGUCUCACACUAUAUGCGCCCUUUCAAUGAAGCUGCAAGCAAGAACAAACAAAUGUUACCUGGGGGUACCAAAAUGCUGUCAGCUCUUCAGGCAGGUUACUUUGAGCCUCAGUUUGUGAGGGUUUUCGAAGGUGAAGCCUACUCAAACCCUGUGCAACUAAGGAGGCGAUAUAGAUUGGCAGAGUCAAAGAAAAAUAUGGGCAAAGCUUUCCUUCCAAGCAAUGGAGUCAAACUGCCAUGCGGAAUGGGUACUUAUUAUGGAACUAUAGGUGGUCCAUAUCCAUUCUUCAGUGCACAACUAAGAGGGAAAACAGCAUAUGCUCCUCCUGGAAAGAACCUUUACACAAAUCCUGGAAAGAAAGGAACUGGAUAUGGAUAUCCAAAUCUUACCAUAGGUAAACAGUAUCCACACUCAAGUGAUGUGUAUGAAAUCGGAAAAAUGAAUGCAAAGAAGGUGCAUGAAGACCAUCUGCGUUUGGUUAAAGGAGGGCCUUUCAAGUUAAAUCUCUAUCCUCGGGAGUAUUUUGACAUAAAUCCAUAUUAUGAUGAUAAACCUUUGGCACCAGCUAAGAAACCAACCCCAGAAAAGCCAGUUGCACACCCCUUUAAACCAAGUUCUCCUGCUAAAAAGUCAGGGGGCAUGAAAGCAGGAACAUUUGAUCCUUAUCCUUCCCAUUCUGCUGAGCCCUAUGUGGUUAAAUAUUCUAAGCCCAUCACAACUAAUAAAGAAGGACGGAUUUUUCAUCCUCCUACUGGAUCAAAAAGCAGGCCCUCUACAAGUAUAAUGGCUUUAAAUGUUACAAGAUCACUAAAUGUAAUGAACUACAAGACUACACACUUGAUAUCAUAUUAGCUUUGAACAGUGGAAUAAAGAAUACACUUCUUGGAUUUUGUAAACUGUAACAAUUCAAUGAUUAAAGGGCAUUUGAAGUAAAUAAAAGUUUUGUGGAAGAUAGAAUUCAGUCAAAUAAGGCAAACCCAGAUUUUAAUUGUAUCCUAUUUGAGACUAUAUUUUAUAAAUAUGUAAACAAAAUAAAUACAUAAAUUAUGUACAAAUCAUAUAUGUUUAAAGUGUGAAAUUAAACUAUAUUAAUACAAA